This is a messenger RNA of Aspergillus sclerotioniger CBS 115572, 1287 nucleotides long. RefSeq names its product Hsp20/alpha crystallin family protein. Gene Ontology annotation, biological process: protein folding; response to hydrogen peroxide; response to heat. The transcript has a single exon. Bases 452 to 1030 code for a protein of 192 amino acids. The record is from RefSeq and is a predicted model, not a curated record. Lineage: Eukaryota; Fungi; Ascomycota; Eurotiomycetes; Eurotiales; Aspergillaceae.
GAAAUGAGAUGCAACAUGAUCCUGCGGUCUCUUGAACUAGCUCUGAGGUUCAUUAGCUGGGAAGAAAGUUCGAUUAUCAUGUGAUCAUAGAAGGUUCGCGCGGGUUCGCGUAGCCGCUUAUCUUAUCAGUGCCGACAAUCGAAAGCUCCAGAGGCAUCUGGGGUCCUCCAGCACCAUCGCUAUCCUACCUAGCAUCCACCAGAAUGCUCGGUUUGCUUCUGGAUGACGGAUAAACAUGGAUAAUGGCGCAUUCUAGAUGUCCACAACCUGGGAAAUAAAAUGAUGGAUUGUAACCAGCUCAAUCCCCCCGUAUAUACUCUGAAAUCCACAUUCUCAACGUGAGCUCAAUCGUUGCUAUUCCCAUCAAGCAUACAAACCACAACAAUAUUCCUGUCUUUUUCAGAAUCAAUUGAACUACCCCCACGCUCAUCAUUCUUGAAAGCAUCAAACAAUGGCUUUUUUCCCUCGAUUCACUGGUGACUUUGCGCCAUUGUUCCAACUUUUGGAUGACUACGAUGUGCACCGUUCCAGUCGCCCCAAGAGCAGAAAAACCACACCGGUCCGCUCCUUCACCCCGAAAUUUGACGUUUACGAGGUGAACGAUGUAUAUCACCUUGAUGGUGAGUUGCCGGGAGUCGAGCCAAGCAACAUAGAGAUCGAAUUCGCCGAUCCACACACCCUUGUCAUCAAAGGUCGUGUUAAGAACGACGUGCCGUCUCCUCGGACGACGGCUCCAACUUCAGCCACAAAGUUACACCAACCAACAGUCGAAGACGAGGAUGAAAUUGAAGAGAAGGAACCGGCUGGCUCCUCAGACAACCGUUCCGCGCAGCGGGUCGGACAGAAGCAACCCGAGCCGACUUGCAAGUACUGGCUUUCCGAGCGCCAGACUGGCGAGUAUUACCGAACGUUCAACUUCCCCACGAGAGUGCAUCAGGAUGCAGUCAAGGCCAAUUUGACAAACGGCAUAUUGUCUCUACUGGUCCCCAAGGAGCCUGCUCCUCAAGUCAAGAAGAUCCGCCUCGAGUAAAGCAGCGUAUGAUCAGACUAUGAUUCAUUCACACUCGGGUUUUACCUAUCUAUCUCCGCCUUUCGAUAUUUUCCAGUCGAGCUUAUCUAUGACUGUCGCGGAUUCGCGGUCUUCUGUCAGUUCACUAAUGACAUGAAUGUCUCUUAAUUCGGUGGGGUUCACGGUCGGGAGUACAUGGGUUGAUUGUUCGAUUCCUUUUUCCCCUUUCUUGUCAGAUCUGUAUUAUAAAGUCCUCAUGAGAUGAUGGAUGUUGAAUA